This is a messenger RNA of Umbelopsis ramanniana AG, 2133 nucleotides long. RefSeq lists its product as uncharacterized. Bases 22 to 2082 code for a protein of 686 amino acids. The transcript has 12 exons. The record is from RefSeq and is a predicted model, not a curated record. NCBI's taxonomy places the organism in Eukaryota, Fungi, Mucoromycota, Umbelopsidomycetes, Umbelopsidales, Umbelopsidaceae.
AGUUACUUUCACUACAGCUCAAUGUCGAUAGAGCCUGAAGUUCCAUACGAUUUAGACGACGAGAUUGCCGACAGCUGGCGUGAUCCAGAUGUUCUACGAGACGAUAUCAUCGGUCGAGCUCGGACUCAAUUGAGCAUUACCCCAGGCUUAGAAGUAUCUAGCCCGAGCAACGACCAAAAUUAUGACAGCUACAUAGAAAAUAUCGACGCUCCUGAUCGGUUUCCAGAUGAUUAUUGGGUGUUACCAGCAAACAGAACCCUUCGAGAUUUACUGGGAAACGACCGCAAAGCACGAUUUGCUCGUCUUCGUGAGGAGACAACGGCGUAUGUCGAAUACAAUGACGCGAAGGGUCAAAUAGAUAUUUGGGGAGACUCAAUUGCUAUUCAAAAGGCAAAAGAUCAACUAAAUAUGCUUGCCACUAAUCUACACGAGAACGAGAUGAAUUCGAGAAGACGAAGAAAAGGGUGGGCUCGUCCCGAGCGACCUCUUACUGAGCGAGAGCAGAGACGGGUAGAACGACAUGAAAAGCGACUUUUAGAGGAGAGGGUUUAUCAGCAACAUCCGACAGGCACGCAACCAUAUAGCGGCGUCUUCAUGAUCCCUGAUAGGAAUAUGCCUAUCAUGAAGUAUCUCGGAGAUAAAGAAGUCUAUUUAAAUAGUCUCAGAGCAGAGUGUAAAUGCUACAUGUGGUACGACAAGGAUGCUAAUGCUAUACGAAUGUCGAGCGAUUCGCCAGAGAAGAUUCUAGAAGCUGGCCGCCGUCUUCGAAAUUGGUAUCUCAAGUCUGUACGUAGGAUCACCCCUCAACGACUACAUCUGUUGCGUCAGCCGAAAGAGAAACUGCUAGUUCGUUUCAGUCGACUACCACCUGAUUUUAUCAUCAGUGAUACACUUGAUCCAAGACAAGAACAGAAAUUGGAGAGCAAAUAUAGGCUAAUGGAACCUGUGAAAACUGGCGUUCCUGUGACUCUUCAAGAAAAGAACCUGAUCGACUUGGAUGACGACGAUAUGUUGCUUAUGAAGAACACAGAUGUUAGGAGCCUAUCACCCGAGUUACAAACGCUUGAUGAGAAUAAUGCUCAACAGUUGCAGGAUGUACUGGAAAAAGCGCUUGAAAGCAUUCGGUUAUUUGAUUGGGAAUUUGUAAUGAAGAUCCAGUUUGGGCAAAUAUGUCUCAUUGAUUACCCGAAUCGAACCGACCCACUGUCGCUGGAAGACCUGGCCAACAAGUAUUUUCCAAAUCCUAAGUUCAGAUCAGGGCUGGCCCCAUGCAUAUCUGUGGACAAAAAUCACAUCAACCCGUUGUUAGAGUAUCUUAAUCGAAACUGUCACGAAUAUCACGAUUCUCCUAGGGUUACUUUCUCAAUGGAUACAUUACAAUACCCGACCUUUACAGUGCCAGUAAGAGAUCGUCGUGACUCUCAGCCACAAAAAAGGUCUAGAUGGCCAACAACUAUCACUUGUACGUUCAACUCUAAUGGAUCCAUUAAUCUUUGGAACUGCCUGACCGACCACGACGACCUUGUCAUUGCGAACUGUGUAAGCUUGGAUAGUGACUAUUCUUGGGAACUUAAGUUACAAUCGUCCAGAAGACUCCCGUCCGAUAUUGAUACACCACAGGGCCAAUUGGCGACAAAUUCAAAACUUGGAAGUGACAAUAGUUUGGUAUAUCCUGUUAUCCGAGAUGUAGAGGUACAGAAAGUCACAAAGAAGACAAAGUGGCUGUAUGGAUGGGGCGACUGGGUGGUCGAAGUUGGCAGAGACGAGGUUUGGGUUAGACAGCAGCUUGCGCAGCAAGAAAAUGGAGUUCAUUGCGACUUGUCUUUGCUGGAGCCGAUUAGAACGGUUUGGAAAGUAGCUAUAUACCAUGAAAACUGGCAUCAUAGACUUGCACAAAAUUUGACGCUGAAGAUCGGAGAGGCACCAAAUUGGAAAGUUGCAGAUUUUCUGUCAAAAGAUGGAGAGGAUACCCGCGUCAUGCUUGCUACUGCCCGUGCUUUCAUUGACAUAUUGAAUAAUGAAGUUCCACUGUAUUGGAAGACCGAUGGCAACCUUUUCACCAAAAUUCCACUGCUUUUCUAACUUUUUUUCCUCUGUAAUAAACUCUAUUGAAUAAGGGCAUCUCACUGUAAC